AUGACUGAGGUCGAGCGUACCGACUUUUCCGCGCUGAUCCACUCAAUUAGAGCAUCGAAAAAGAGGAAGCUUCGCGAGGUCUACUGCGUCGCGACACAGCGGGACGCCCUGCCGCUCGUCGACCCAUCCGCCAACGAUGCAGAACCCCCCACGCAGGAGGAAUGGCUGUUUCUGAAUGACAAUGCCGUCUUAAAAGGGCCAUUCCUUAACGAGCGCAACCUGCCCCAGCGACAGAUACCACCACUCCGCCUACCCAAGUCUCAAGCACCUAGCCCAAGACCUGCGGGUCAAGACGCAUCCCUGGACACUUCGAAGCAUGGCAAGGAAAACGGUAUUGGGACCGGGCUGUCGACUGCUGGAUCUCCCGCCGCGCAGACCCGUGUAGACUCCGACGAGGCACGCGAUGCGUCCACAACACAGCCUACAGCUGCGUCAGAGGGGACCAGGCCACCCAUCACCGAGGUUUCACGGAUUGACCACGAGAAUUCCGCGCCAGCUCUGCCUACUGUCCAAACUGCACCACUUGAUUUACCGAAUGGAGCAUUGCACGAUGGCAGCACCGCCGCUACGAAUGUGGACUUGGCUGGGAGGUCCACGGCAAACCGCUCAGGGACAGCUAGCAGAGAGGUCGCCUUCGUCGAGCCGGACAAGCAGCGGGCGGAGUCCAGCGCUGCGCAAAAAGGGCAGGAUGCGGACGGCGCAAGCCGUGAACCGGUAUCUGAUGCGAUGGAUUUAGAUGAGACGUCCAGUCGCUCUGACGAACAGUCGAGACUGCAUGCGCUCAGGAGACCACCACCUCUAGACGCUCCAAGGCCACUGGACGUAUUGUCUUCCCCUGGCUCUACCACCCAGACAGCCACGACCCCAGCUGUGCAGGAUGCAUCACCCGACACUAGUCCUGAUAAUGAGGGCCCGCCAUACCCGGGCGACGAUGACGAUUCUGUGCGCAGGAAGACCGAUGAGGAUAAUCGUGAUUUCAAGGAGCCUGGCCAGGCCUCGGACCGCGAUCCAGAAGGGCGAGGUGCUGAUGCGGUCGCUGUAGAGACAGCUUCUGCGCAUCCACCGCCCGAAACGGUAGAGGCGACGACAUCAGCCGAUGAUAUCCAAAGCAAUUCGCCAAUUGCGCCAUCACAGAAAGCCAAUAAUGCCACCAUACCUGCAGGUUCUGCGCCACCGUCUAGUAAUCCUACCAAUUCUAGUACUGCGGUCGCAAUCCCUGGUGAGGCACCGACAGCUCAGUCUCAGCCGGGUAGUCAAGCCACUCCUUCGUUGACUCAAGAUGACGGUCAACAAAAGACUCGACGACCUUCUCCACUUCAACUUGUGGAUAGUGUCACGAAUCAAGAGGCCUCUGGCGCGGCGGCUGCAGUCAACCGAGAGCCGGCUGUAUCAUUUACUGCAUCCAUGUCAACUCCCCUGAGCAAUGGGACCGGAUUUGAUCUGAAGACACAGGUUUCCCAAGCCUCGCUUGCCGAUCCUGUUCCGGAUACGCCCAUCGAAGACGUGGCUUCGCGUCAGCAGGACCAGCCAGCGACGAUUUCUGUCCUCCGGUCAAGAUCGUUGGCCGAAAAGCACGGCCAUAAGCACAGGAGGGCGCCUACAGUAGUUUUUGAGAAGCCGAACAAGAAGACAGGCGAGACAAUAGUUGCCAGUCGAUCUCAGUCUCGGCCUGACCGCAUCCCGACUGAUGACUAUUUUGUGCCGCUGUUCUUUGAUGGCUUCACACGACAGUCCCAAUGGAUGAGGAGCCCCGAACAAUUACUGGUCACUUCGCACAAGACGAUUUCGACGCCAGACUGUGGCAUUGCUCUUCACGAGAAUCAAGCAUGCAAGGUCUUGCGCAGGAUAUAUCACCUGCAGCAGCACGACAAAUGGUCCUUGAGACAACCAAAGAGGUGCCCAGAGCCAACACGACCUCCGUCGCAUUGGGAUCUCAUGCUCCAGGAGAUGAAGUGGAUGAGGACUGACUUUCGAGAGGAGCGGAAGUGGAAGCGAGCAGUUGCACGAAAUCUGGCUGAGGCUUGUGCCGAAUGGGUGAACUCUAGUGAAGAGGACAGAAAGAUCUUGCAAGUAAACGUCAGAACUCCACCACUUGAGGUUGAAACCUCGUCUAGCAAGAAUGGGACAACUCCGCCGGAAGAAGAGUCCUUGCCAACGCCGAUGCCCGACCUUGUCCCUUCAGGAGACGUUGACUCUCCAAUGGACGUCGACGACGAGCCGCGGGACUGGAACUCACAAACAGUUGCCCCCACUGCAAUUUUCGCACUGCAGGAUGAUGAAGUUGUUUUUGGCCUCCAACAGUCAUCGACCUCUGAGCAGCUCUUGGAGGAGCUGCCUCUCUACGGUGCACCGCUGAAGUGCCCUCAGUUUGAUCUUACUGGAUCUGAGUAUGAUCCGGAUGGUCACUGGCGCAGGCCAGCCUUACCACUCAGCAAAUAUGUCGAAGGUGGAAUGAUCCUUAAGUCAGCGGGACCUCGAAUGACACGAAGUCGAUACAGGUAUGCAGUGGAGGAUGAAGACGAGGACGAUGAAGUUGUCUUUGGCGACGACAAAGGCCGAAAUACAGACUUGCCCCCGGAGAAUACGGACGUGGCUUUGUUCCGCUCGGAAAUGAAGCUGGUACGGGACCGGCUUCAUGCAGGACACCAAUUCAGGCCGCCUACUGAGUCGCUCAUGCCCCUGCAGAGUUUCUUCGAGUCUAGAAUUGCUUCUCAGUGGACUGCGGCAGAAGACGAGGAGCUUAGAAAGCAAGUGCGCGAGUACUCGUACAACUGGUCACUCAUCUCCAAGAACAUUUCGUCAAAAUCUCUUUUCAUUUCGGGUGAAGAGAGGCGGACGCCUUGGGAGUGUUUCGAGCGCUGGGUCCAACUUGAGGGUUAUCCUAAUGAUGUGGCUAGGACGCAGUAUUUCCAAACUUAUCAGAGGAGGAUCGAUCAAGCGCAAAGAGCCAUCGCACUGGCCAAUCACAACGCAUCACAGCAAGCUGUUCCAAAUGGCACAGUCGUGCCACGGCGACGACCAACUUUGCCUGUGCGAGUCGAGAGGCGGACUCCGAGGAGGCACCUGGCUUUGAUUGAUGCCAUGAAGAAGCUGGCUAAGAAACGCGAGGCAGCUGCUGCUAAGCAGCAGCAGAGCACAAACAACCAGAGCAGAAGGACGUCAACGGAGGCCCCGCAGCAAAAGCUGAACAUCAAGACGCCGGAAGACUAUGCUAGAGCCAGGCAUGAACGCGACAAGCAAAUGACCGAAAAGAUUGCGAGGACACUUGCUGCACAACAACAAGAGGCUCAGAGAAGGGCUGCUAUGCAAGGCAGAUCUCAGGCUCAAAUGACUCAAGUGGCAGGUGCCUCCGGAGCCUCACAAGCCGCCCGGACAGCUGCCGCUGUCGCAGCGAAUCCUCUGUUGGCUCGCACGCUCGGGGUCGCACAACAACGACCGGGGAUGCCAAUGCCACAACAGACUGCGAUUGCCGCACAAAUGGCGGCAACAGGUGGUCUUGUACCUCAGGUGCCUGUCAAUGGCAUGAACCAGCCCACACAGGCUCAAAUAGCCGCAUUUCAGGCACAACAACAGAUCCAGAGGGCGGCGAUGGAGGCCAGAAGAAUUCAGGACCAGCAGCGACGGCAACAGAUGGCUAAUCAGGCUCAGACUCAGGGUCAGAUGCAGGCGCAGGCCCAAGGCCACACUCCUCAGCCUCAGCAGCAACAACAGCCGCAGCAGCCACAGCAGCCGCAACAACAAGGUCAGCAGCAGCCGCACCAGAUGCCACCGCAGCACUCUCCGCCACCAGCUCAGGCUCAGCCGGCUCAACAGCCUCAGCAAGGCCAGCAACCCCACCCCAUGCCAAACGGCUCGGUAGCGCAGCAGGGCUCUCCCAUCAUUCGCAAUUCGAUGAAUGGCAUCAACCAGAACAACUACAUGAUCAACUCAAUGGCUCCGUACACUCCUAAUGGCAUGGGCAUGGCCACCUCACCUGGGGCAGUCGGGAUGGGCAUGCAGAACGUGGCAGCUGGGUCGCCACCUGCACCUAAUUUCAACCGGCAGCAGCAGCAGUUACCUCCACAAAUACAAGCGCAGAUCAUGGAAAUUGAAAACACACUCAGAGCCAAAUACCCAAACAUAACCCAGCAACAGGCUCACGGGCAGGCACUCCACAUCAUGCAGCAGCGCUUGAUGCAGAAUCAAGUGGCCAGAAACAACGUCACCCAGAGUGCGAUGGACGCCGCGGCUGGUAGCCCCCAUCAGCAGCAGGGCAUGGUCAACGGAAUGCCAGCCGCCGCGAGCCCUCACCAGUAUGCACAAAUGCUUAGACAGCACCAACAGCAGCAGGCGGCCCAGGCAGCCCAGGCGAAUCAAGCCGGCCAGCAACAGCACCAGCGCCAGCCCAGCGGAAGUGCAACUCCAAUGGCAGGUAGAUAG
Molecule: messenger RNA, 4419 nt
Organism: Diaporthe amygdali
Lineage: Eukaryota; Fungi; Ascomycota; Sordariomycetes; Diaporthales; Diaporthaceae
Exons: 4
Coding region: 1-4419 (1472 amino acids)
Source: RefSeq, a predicted model, not a curated record